AGAAAAACGACUAUUGCAGUUCGCAGGGUUACUUAUAGCCGCUCUUAUUUUCCUGCCGAACGUUGGUCUGUGGUCGUUAUACCGAGACCGAGUUUUUGAGAACUCGCCAGAAAUAGUGGAGGGACCGGGUGGCAUCCCUCAAAUACAGAGCGCUCCAUUGACUCUAGUCUGACCCAGUGCUAACCUCACUGCUCUCUCAACUCGUGGCCGAUGGACAUCCUACCUGACACCAACUGUGACCCCUCCUCCCCUACCGAGAUGGAAUUGAGACAUUGUGAAGCAGUGUUUCCCCUAUAUGAAUUCAGCAGAUAUUUAAUAUUGUCUUUAGGCUAACUCUUAUGUGUGAAAUGAGUUUCAGGCUGACUGGUGUAGUUUGUUUGCUCAUCAACUUUGAUAGUCAAGAAUAUGUUUUGCAUGUUUUUGUUUCCUUUACAAUAAAUGGGAUAUAGUUCUAGUAAAUAAGACUGUCCUGUAACAGCUUCCUUUUACUAAGUAAAAGGUAAGAGAAUGGUACCAACCUGCAAGGCGCGUGGUGAAGUUAUUAACGUGAACACCAACGCUAAUAAAUAGGCAUAACACAAAGUCAUCGCCCAUUCAUCCAUCUGUGAUUCAUUCAGUAAGGAGAGGGAGAGAGACUCAUUAGCGCCUGGCUGGGUACCAAAUUCCUACAUCUCAUUGUCUUGGCAGGUUAGUUGGGAAUAGGUGUGGGAAAAAACAAGUUAAAAGGCUCUAAAUACUUGAUUUCAAAAUUGUGACAACUGAGCAAUGUAAAAUACAAACAUUUAGGAAAAGUCAGGGAAGUGGCAGGAUGUUUUUUUGUUGUUGAGAUUAUUAUUAUUUACUCAAUCAAAUGUCAGUGGCCAUUGGCCUAUGCCAGUUCUAGUGUUAAAGUCAAAUGAGUUUUUCCAUACUUGAGUUCCUUCAUUCCCAUUUUCCACUUCUGCUCUGCUCUCAUAAGAACAGUUCUCAAGCCUCUGAAAAAUGCUGACCAGCAUAGCAGCACGGAGUAAACGUCCGGCCCCAGAAGGAUGCCCAGGUGGGGCGGGACGGCAUGCGGAGGAAGGACUGGCACGACUACGAGGCAAUCAGGAGAGAUGCUGCUCGCUCUGGUAACGGGGAGCAGGGUAAGCCCUUUCCUCUGACGGACACUGACCGGGUGGACCAGGCCUACAGGGAGAAUGGGUUCAACAUCUAUGUCAGCGAUAGGAUCUCCCUCAACCGCUCUGUCGCAGACAUCCGGCACCCAAACUGUAAACAGAAGCUGUAUGGGGAGAAGUUGCCCAACACCAGCAUCAUCAUCCCAUUCCACAACGAAGGUUGGUCGUCCCUGCUCAGGACAGUACACAGCGUGCUCAACCGCUCUCCCCCUGAGCUCAUCGCUGAGGUCAUACUGGUGGACGACUUCAGUGACAAAGAGCACCUAAAGGGGUCUCUGGAGGAGUACAUGGUGCGGCUGCCCAAGGUGAGGAUCCUGCGCACCAAGAAGAGGGAGGGUCUCAUCAGGACCCGCCUGCUGGGGGCGGCGGCGGCCAAUGGAGAGGUCAUCACCUUCCUGGACUCCCACUGUGAAGCCAACAUCAACUGGCUGCCCCCGCUGCUGGACCGUAUCGCCGAAAACAGGAAGUCCAUCGUGUGUCCGAUGAUCGACGUGAUCGACCACGACAACUUUGGCUAUGAGACGCAGGCGGGCGAUGCCAUGCGAGGGGCGUUUGACUGGGAGAUGUACUACAAACGCAUCCCCAUCCCCUCGGAGCUGACAAAAGAGGACUCUAGCGAACCCUUCGAGUCUCCUGUGAUGGCUGGCGGACUCUUUGCCGUGGACAGGAAGUGGUUCUGGGAGUUGGGAGGAUAUGACACGGGACUGGAGAUCUGGGGAGGAGAGCAGUACGAAAUCUCUUUCAAGGUGUGGAUGUGUGGCGGGCGUAUGGAGGACAUCCCGUGCUCCAGGGUGGGUCACAUCUACAGGAAGUACGUCCCCUACAAGGUCCCUGGCGGGGUCAGCCUGGCGAGGAACCUGAAGCGAGUGGCCGAGGUAUGGAUGGAUGAAUAUGCAGAGUACAUCUACCAGCGGAGGCCAGAGUACAGGCACCUGUCAGCAGGAGACAUGACAGUGCAGAAGGACCUGAGGAACAGCCUCAACUGUAAGAGCUUCAAAUGGUUCAUGACAGAGGUGGCCUGGGACCUACCCAAGCACUACCCACCUGUGGAGCCCCCUGCCGCCGCCUGGGGAGAGCUGCGCAACACAGGCAGUGGCAUGUGCAUGGAGAGCAAACACUUUUCGUCUGGGUCGCCCGUCCGCCUGGAGACAUGUCUGAAGGGGCGGGGUGAGGCCGGGUGGAGCCAUGGACAGGUGUUCACGUUUGGCUGGCGGGAGGACAUCCGGGUGGGGGGCCCCAUGCACACAAAAAAGGUCUGCUUCGAUGCCAUCUCUCACAACAGCCCUGUCACCCUGUACGACUGCCACGGCUUGAAGGGUAACCAGCUGUGGCGCUACAGGAAGGAUAAAAGUUUAUACCACCCCAUCAGUAACAGCUGUAUCGACAGCAACCCCACAGAGAGGAAGGUGUUCAUGAACACGUGUGACCCCAGCGUCCCCAGCCAGCAGUGGGUGUUUGAGAAGACCAACACCACCAUCCUGGAGACGUUCAACCGCAAUAGCAACUGACACCUGUAGGGGUCAGCACUGAACCUGAAUACCACUCACUCUGGAACUGUGUUCUUUCACUAAGACAGAAGUGGGAUGUUGUUACUCUAAAGGGGUCAAGGGUGGAAGGAAGUGAAGGGGGGUCAGGGGGAAGCAUUAGCAUGGGCAAGCCAGUCUAGAUGCAUCAGUUAUUGGGCGAUGGAGAAGAGUUGGUGCCUGAGAGUUUCUCUCUGUGGUUGAAAGACUGGUCUUUCGAUGCGGUGAUGGUGUCUUCCUGCGUUAGGGGGAUUAGGUCUGUCACAGCACGGUCAUUCUGGCGGUGGUCCAUCUCAUUUCUGCUUCUCUGUGCCUCUCCCAAACGACUCUGCCCAUACGUCCGUCUCCAUCACCCCGUGUGAGUGUGUCUCUUGCUCAGUCACUUUCCCUCCAUUCCCCUCAUGUGCCGCCCCUGCUCUGACAGCCCCCCCUGAGACUCCCGCUGAGCCAAGCCCAAACUGACACACUGUGAAGCCGGCCAGACCCAACCACUCUGAAAAGCACCUUGUGUUGAUUCUUGUUUUUGUUUUCUUGUUAUGCUCACUUGGCUAGCUUUUUCUCUUUCUUGGUUUCCCCUCUAUAGCAUUGAUCGAAAGUGGAAUUGCGCAACAUCUGUCCAAAUGAAGAGGGGUAAGAAAAACCUCAUCUUUUAGGACGUGUAUUUUGUUUUAGCUCUGAAUGAAUAAUACUUUAGUAGCAGCACUUUGUCUCAGCACUCUUAUCUAUUCGAAGGACUGUGAUUUGAUGCCAAUGAUUUGUCCUUAGAGGGAACUGUAAGGACUACUAUCAUCAGUUUAUUUUUGUCCCAUCACCUGAACAGAGGCUCCCGCUGCCUUCUGGGAUGAACCCCAGCACUCUCUGGAAUUAUAGGGUAUUAUAGGUGGUUUAGAUGCAUUAAGCACUUGCAAUGAUAAACUUGAAUAAAAAUCGUAGUGCCUUGCUGGAUGAGAGCAGAAGUAAAUACGGCCUGGUCUGACUCGGCCUGGCCUGGUGCCCUAUUCCAGUCGUCCUCCUCCUACACUGUUUCAGACUGACUGACAGAUGUUGGAGAGAGAGAGAGGCAAUCUGAGGUGACACUGGCUCUUAAUGAAUGGGGUUCUACAACAGUAAUGUAUUUGUAAUGUUAGUUUUUUGCUAGUAUCUUCAGCUAUUCACUAUGUGUUCUCCUGCCUUUCAAAGUUAACCGUUUUCUGAAAAGACCCUCUUAUGUUCAUGGCAUGUCACCAACAUGCCAAUUUGUUGUUUCGAGAUCUACAAUGGACAUUCAAGCAUUGAUUAGUAUUGAAUUCCUGUUCUUGUUGUGCGUUUAGAUUUUGUAGCGUUAUGACCUCUUACUCAGCAUUUGUUUUCUUUCAGUUUUUUGUCUUGGCUUAGCCAAUGAGUUGUUUGUCUAUAAAAUGCAAUUCAGUUUUGACCUGGGCGUUGUUCAGAAAGACUGCGUACAUUGCCUGCUGUGUAGUUAUGUUCCAUUCUUUGUGUGUGUGUUUUUUGUUCCACUCUUUUCCUCUGAAAUAAUUCCAAGGUAGAGCGCUUGUUUAGCCUUAGGUGUUUGUCUGCUGCAAAAAAAGUUAUUAGGGCAAAACAUUGUCACCUUAAGGCAAAGCGGGAUGUGAUAUGCAUGAUGCAACGAUCACACCCUUCAUCAGUCAAACUCUCAUCCUACCCCUUUCAGAAAUUGAUAAAAGUCAAAUUAGCAUUAAAAAACCAUGUAGCUUUUUGUUGUUGUUUGAUGGAACUAAUUUGAGUACACUACUAGCCUGUAGCGUAUGUGUUGUAGAUUUUGACUGGCCAAGUGAAUCAUCAAAUAGUUUAGACUCAAACAACGGCAUUCUUCCAUGCAUUGUGGAGAAAAUGUAUGGAUAUUCAACAAGACAUCCAUGUGGCACAUUAGUAUGAGAUGCUGUACAGUGAGGCUUUAGUUGUGAAGCAUCUUUGUUGCUCAGUCAUGUAACACUGUAUGUUUUUUCUCCUUAUCAAACUGAAAUGUAGCUAGGACUGGCUGGGGAAUCCAAAGUUGGUUACUUCCAUUGGUUUCCCUUUCCAAAAAUGUUUAGUUUUGUCCCGGCAAGUAAGCGGCAUGUAUGGAAGACUAAAGCUUUUAAAUAUUAUGAUAAAAAUGUCCGAAUCUAAGUUGUGUAACUUUUUCCAAGACAAAAUAUUCAUUUUCUAAUUAUUCCAGCUAAAUACAUUUCACAAUUAUGCUUACAGAAUUAUUAUGUCUGUACCAGAGUUGUAAUUUAAGCUGAUUAAUUCUCUCAUCUUUUACACUAAUAUUGUAAGUGUAAAUGGUCAAAUCCUUAACACAGUUUAAAUUACCAUUAUAGAUCUAAGACUGGAAUUCAAUCAAACCAGGACUGGUAUGGUCAAUUUUACAAUUUCCAUUGGGUGAAAAAUCAAACCCGAUUUUGAUUUAGUCCUGCUUAUUCUCUUGAUGCAUUGUUUGAUAUUUUCUUUCAAAUGCUCCACCGGUUGGUCCAUUACUUCCAAUGUGUUCACUGCUCUCCUGAUGCUAGAAUGAUGGGUCGAAACAUGUUGAUGUUCAAGCAGUAAAGUUCUGUUUGUGUCUGAGGGAAUAUAAACACGGUUGUUUGACCUGUGGAUAUAUAAUCAUCUUGCAAAGGUGGUAAGAAUCCCCCAAAUCCAUGGCAUUUUCUUAUUCAGUUUAGAACAAGGAUAUUUGCAGUACAUUGACCCUGUCAAUUGCACAUGUAAAAGGCAUUUGAUUGUCAUAUGAUUUAUAACUUGGGAUGGAGGUGGUGAAACCUUUUUUAAAUUGUGGUUUUCAAUAUUUUAUAAAGUGCCAUUUCUUUUCAUGAUCUUGUUUGAAUUAAAUAUUCAGCUAAAAAUGUGAAGACAAUAGUUAUUUUUUUAAUUAAAUUUAAUGUCUAAAGGCCCAUUGCAAUUAAAUAUGAUUUUCCUGUGUUUUAAAUGUAUUUCCAGACAGAUUGGAAUAAUACUGUGAAAUGAUAAUGCCCAUUUAUCGUAAGCUGUUUGAAAAGACUGCUUGAAAUUUCAGCCUGUUUUGAAGGGAUGGAUUUUUGCCCUGCCUGGCAACAUCAUCAGGAGGUCGGUUUAAGUUAAUAGAUCAAUAACAAAGUUUCAAACCUCUCUACCAAUAACAGCUACUUUUCAGGUUACAUUAGGUUAGUCCAAUUGGUCCUUCACUCAGACCACUCCCAGACAGUCCUAGCAAAAUUCUUGCUUGAGAAAUUUCUCUUUGUUUAGAAGAUAUUUUUUAGUACAAUUUUAAUUCAAAACAAUCGCAGUAAGCUACUCAAUUGUUACCCAGAAAUUAUUUGAUAUUGAGAUAAAAAUGGUUGCAUUGAACCUUUUUUAAAGUUGCAAUAUGUAGCUUUUUGGGCAACCAGACCAAAUUCACAUAGAUCUAUAACUCAUAUUUCUAUCAUUCUACAUGAAAGCAAGUCUAAGAAGCGGUAGAUCUGUUCGGUGUGCGUUAUUUCUAUGCUUCCGGUUAAGUUUUGUAUAUAUAUAUAUAUAUAUAUAUAUAUAUAUGCCAUUUAGCAGACGCUUUUAUCCAAAGCGACUUACAGUCAUGUGUGCAUACAUUCUACGUAUGGGUGUUGUUUUUCGUCUUUUACAUUUGGUUUUGUACACCAUCUUCAAACAGCUGAAACGACAACAUGUUUAGUUAUGGAAAAUAUAUUUCACAGCGGUUUAGAUGGUACAAUGAUUCUACACUAUACUAGCUUAUUUUGUCACACAAACUGAAAUUAGGUGAACUAUUAGAGUUUUAGCAACCUGCAUAGUGCAACUUUAAGACCAUUGUUGGUCAUUCACAAAAUUAUGUGUUCAUGUUUGUGCAAUUUUGAUAUGUACAUUUUGUCAAAAAUGAUAAAUAUUUUUUUUCUAAUGACAAUGACUGUAAAGGGGCGACAGGGUAGCCUAGUGUUUAGAGUGUUGGACUAGUAACCGAAAAGUUCAAAUCCCCGAGCUGACAAGGUAUAAAUCUGUCGUUCUGCCCGUGAACAGGCAGUUGACCCACUGUUCCUAGGCCGUCAUUGAAAAUAAGAAUUUGUUCUUAACUGACUUGCCUAGUUAAAUAAAGUUUUUUUUAAAACAUAUAAUUUAAAAAGUACAACUAAACUGGAAUUGUAUAUUUUUUGCUGAAAAUAAAAACGUUUAUAUUUGAA
Messenger RNA from Oncorhynchus keta (chum salmon), 6831 nucleotides. Its product is annotated as polypeptide N-acetylgalactosaminyltransferase 10-like. Bases 1052 to 2665 code for a protein of 537 amino acids. The transcript has 13 exons. Gene Ontology annotation, cellular component: Golgi apparatus. The record is from RefSeq and is a predicted model, not a curated record. NCBI's taxonomy places the organism in Eukaryota, Metazoa, Chordata, Actinopteri, Salmoniformes, Salmonidae.